AGUAUAUAAAAUAAUGUCCUACUCCUACCCCGCCACCACGCCGCGGCAGCACAAGCCCCUCUCCGCCCCCAGCCAGCCCUCCUCAGAUCUCAAUCCCGGCGCUCCCUCCCUCCCUCCUCGCCUCGGGACAGCGAGCGCCGCCGUCCGCCGUCCAUGGAGCACGACGCCGAGGCGCGCCGCGGGUUCGCCAGGAUGGGCUUCGGGUGCAAGCACUACCGGAGGCGGUGCCGGAUCCGCGCGCCCUGCUGCGGCGACGUCUUCCACUGCCGCCAUUGCCACAACGAGUCCACGAAAGACGGGCACGAGCUGGAUCGGCACGACGUCCAAUCGGUUAUCUGCCUCGUCUGUGACACCGAGCAGCCGAUCGCGCAGGUGUGCUGCAACUGCGGCGUCUGCAUGGGGGAGUACUUCUGCGCAGCCUGCAACUUCUUGGACGAUGACGUUGACAAGGAGCAGUUCCAUUGCGACGAUUGCGGCAUCUGCAGAGUAGGAGGAAAGGAGAACUUCUUCCACUGCCAAAAGUGUGGUAAAGAAAUAAACAAAUCCAUCACCAGCCAUAUUCACCACACCCGAGGAUGUUCUGGCUCCCCAUCACCAGCCAUACAUCAUCCUGUUGUUUUUUUUUUGUUUGCACACGCAGGAUCCUGCUACUCGACGACCCUUCGCGACAGGCACUGCUGCAUCGAGAACUCGAUGAAGAACAACUGCCCCAUCUGCUACGAGGCAGUACCUGUUCGAUUCGCUGAGGGAGACGUCGGUGCUCCGCUGCGGCCACACCAUGCACCUGCAGUGCUUCCACGAGAUGUUGAAGCACGACAAGUUCUCGUGCCCCAUAUGCGCCACGCCCAUCUUCGACAUGGACAAGUUCUUCAAGGCCCUCGACGCAGAGAUGGAGGCAAGCUACUUGUACACGGGAAAGAACAAAGUAGCCCUCUCGUCUUCUCGUAUAAAUGGCACAGAUCCAGAGAGAGGAGACUUGGAAGCGGCCGGCGCCGGCCCCGGCCCCCAGACGCCAAGACGCUCGGCAACAAGAUCCGCCGUGUCAGUGGCUCAGUGCCCGUGCUGAUCGAUGCUCGUGUGUGUGUGUGUGCUGGUGCAGGGAUGGGUCGUGUGCAACGACUGCAGGGACACGACGCAGGUCUUCUCCGGCAUGGCGGGCCACAAGUGCUGCCACUGCCAGUCCCACAACACCUGCCGGGUGGCACCCCCCGUCCUCCCGUAGCCACCACCACCACCACAUCAUUGUUGUUGGAAUUGGAUGCAGCCAGCCAAGAUACCCCCGGCCCCAGCAGCUACGCUAUUAUUACCAGUAGCGCCUGCGCUUUUACGCACCGCUCCGUUCCAGUCCAUGAUGAACUGCAUAAUUUCGUGCCAUGCAGGUAUGUACGUACACUGUUAUUGGAGAUCGGAAGAUUUAUCCGACUCGGGACGCAUUAUUUGUACCACAACAAAACACGUGUUACACUAUUGUAAUACCAGAUCUGGAUACGAAACUAUUUUUUAGGAUGCUUGAACGAGUGGUAUUUCCUUGGAGUGUGUAUAACAUUUAUUUAUUAGCUCAAA
Zea mays is the source of this 1563-nucleotide messenger RNA. The record is from RefSeq and is a predicted model, not a curated record. NCBI's taxonomy places the organism in Eukaryota, Viridiplantae, Streptophyta, Magnoliopsida, Poales, Poaceae.